AUGGAUGGGAAUGUAGAAGAGUUUGAAUGUGCUGUAUGUCUUGGACCAUUCCAGGAACCUAAAUUAUUGGAUUGUCAUCAUACAUUUUGUAGGAAGUGUCUGGAAGACCUGGCUAGUUCCAAUUUGGCGGGUAGCUGGAACACCAUCAAAUGUGUAACAAAAUCAGCAAAAUUCCUGAUGGCGGGUUCAACAAACAGAACAGGAGAUACAGAUUACUGCUCCAAACAUCCUAAGGAGGAGCUCAAAUGUUUCUGUGAAGACCGUAACACCAUUUUGUGUUUUGUGUUUUGCCUUCUUGGUCAACACCAAAACCAUUAUUUUCUUAAUAUCGAAGACUCUAAAGACGUCAUUUUAGAAAAUUACAAAGAUCAGAAAGACAGUCUGAAACGUAAGUUAGAAGAAUUGAAAACAGUGAAGAAUAUAGCCGAGGAUUCGUUGAAGAAAAUCAAUGAAUAUCGACAAACAGCAUUGAGUAGUUGCCUGGCAGAACUUCAGAAAAAUUACGAUCAAAAUCAGAAGAAACUGAACACUGUACACAGUAAAGUGAAUACCCUGAAAUCUCAGAGAAAGAUAGUCGACCUAUGUUUUCUCCCCUCGUGUCUGACAUCCUUAGUACUGCAUAUACAGCGUGCCAACUAUAUUGCUAGAGUGUGGCGGCUGUCUGAUCAGCCUCUUAUGUCUCUACCCCCCGCGUCAAAUAAUGGUUGGACGAAAGAUUUAAUGAUUAAAUGGGUGAAGACACCAUAUUCAGAUGAGUUAUCGGACCUUUUAGUGGAACUCGAUGAGGAAAUCCAUCUGGACUCAGGAGAAACUGUUGACGAAGAACUGUUCGACGACGUGAUUGACGGUGAGCCUGAAGGAUUAUCGAUUGAACACUUAGCCGACGGCGUUUUAGACGAAUUAGGCCUACUCUGA
This is a messenger RNA of Lottia gigantea (owl limpet), 915 nucleotides long. RefSeq lists its product as hypothetical. Gene Ontology annotation, molecular function: zinc ion binding. Bases 1 to 915 code for a protein of 304 amino acids. NCBI's taxonomy places the organism in Eukaryota, Metazoa, Mollusca, Gastropoda, Lottiidae. The record is from RefSeq and is a predicted model, not a curated record. The transcript is spliced from 2 exons.